Molecule: messenger RNA, 2121 nt
Organism: Talaromyces rugulosus
Lineage: Eukaryota; Fungi; Ascomycota; Eurotiomycetes; Eurotiales; Trichocomaceae
Exons: 3
Coding region: 1-2121 (706 amino acids)
Cellular component (GO): nucleus
Molecular function (GO): ATP binding; RNA helicase activity; RNA binding
Source: RefSeq, a predicted model, not a curated record
AUGGCUGAUAGCAUCAAGAUCCAAAACCUUUCGCUCAACGAUUCCCAGCAUGCCCCCAACGGCCCUCCUGCGGCAACUGGCCGGGCUGCCUACAUCCCGCCACACCUGCGUGGCCGAGGCGGCAACGUGAACCCCGUCGCUGCCGUGGACGGUGCUGCUGCUGGCCCUCUUCCUGGUGCUGGACCUGCGCCUGGCCCUGGCCCUGCACCAGCUCCCGGUGCUUGGAGCGCUGGACCUAGAACCGCGGCACCCCCCCGUGGCAACUACACCAACAACUUCCGAGAAUCAAAUGGUAAUGAUAGCUGGACCCAAGGAGCUAAUCGCCCUUCAUUCGAUCCCAAUGCUUACGGAAACCCAGGACAAGGAACCUCAGGAAGCUACGGCGGUGGUAGCAGCGGCGGCGGCGGCGGCUCUGCACGAGGCUCUGGCGACGGACAGUGGCGCGACGGCAAGCACAUCCCCGGCCCUGUCAACGCUCGUGUCGAGCGUGAGCUCUUCGGUGUCCCCAACGACCCCUCCAAGCAGCAGACUGGAAUCAACUUUUCCAACUACGAUGACAUCCCCGUCGAAGCCUCUGGCCAGAACGUCCCCGAUCCCGUCAACACCUUCACCAACCCUCCCCUGGACGACCAUCUGAUCUCCAACAUCUCCCUGGCUCACUACGCCACCCCGACCCCCGUCCAAAAGUACUCGAUCCCCAUUGUCAUGAGCGGCCGUGAUCUGAUGGCCUGUGCCCAGACCGGUUCCGGAAAGACUGGUGGUUUCCUGUUCCCUAUCCUGUCUCAGGCAUUCCAGAACGGUCCCUCGACUGCCCCAACCCAGCAGUCUGGCGGCACCUUCUAUGGUCGUCAGCGUAAGGCGUACCCAACCUCUCUGAUCCUGGCCCCUACCCGUGAGUUGGUGUCUCAGAUCUACGAUGAGGCCCGCAAGUUUGCCUACCGUUCGUGGGUCCGCCCCUGUGUGGUUUACGGCGGUGCCGACAUUGGCUCGCAGCUUCGCCAGAUCGAACGCGGCUGUGACUUGCUCGUUGCUACCCCCGGUCGUCUUGUCGACUUGAUCGAGCGUGGCCGUAUCUCUCUGGUCAACAUCAAGUACCUUGUUCUCGACGAGGCUGACCGCAUGUUGGACAUGGGUUUCGAGCCCCAGAUUCGUCGUAUCGUCGAGGGUGAGGAUAUGCCCGCUGUCAACGCCCGCCAAACCCUGAUGUUUUCGGCCACCUUCCCCCGCGACAUCCAGAUGUUGGCCCGUGACUUCUUGAAGGACUACGUUUUCUUGUCCGUUGGCCGUGUCGGUUCCACCUCUGAGAACAUCACCCAGCGUGUUGAGUACGUCGAGGACCACGACAAGCGCUCCGUGCUCUUGGACAUUCUGCACACCCACGGUACUACCGGUCUCACUCUCAUCUUCGUCGAGACCAAGCGUAUGGCCGACUCUCUGAGCGACUUCCUGAUCAACCAGAGCUUCCCUGCAACUGCUAUCCACGGAGACCGCACCCAGCGCGAGCGUGAGCGGGCUCUUGAAUUCUUCCGUAACGGACGGUGCCCCAUCUUGGUUGCCACUGCCGUUGCUGCCCGUGGUCUCGAUAUCCCCAAUGUCACUCACGUUGUCAACUACGACCUGCCCACCGACAUUGACGACUAUGUUCACCGUAUUGGUCGUACUGGUCGUGCUGGUAACACCGGUAUCGCCACCGCUUUCUUCAACCGUGGCAACCGUGGUGUUGUCCGCGAUAUGAUCGAUCUUCUCAAGGAAGCCCACCAGGAGGUGCCUGCGUUCUUGGAGAACAUUGCUCGUGAGGGCAGUGGCUUUGGAGGACGUGGCGGCCGAGGUGGUGGUCGUGGCCGUGGUGGCAAUGCUACUCGCGACAUGCGUCGUAUGGGUGGUAACGCUGGCGGUCCCCCGUCGUAUGGCGGCAGUGGUGGUGGCUUCGGUGGUAGUACUACUGGCUACAGCAGCGGCGGUAGCGGCGCUGGCUGGGGUGGAAACAGUGGCGGUAGUACCUAUGGCGGCGCUGCUGCUCCUUCUGCGUACGGUGGUGGUGCCAGCGGUGGUGGUGCUGGUGGAUAUGGCGGCGGUGGCUACGGCAACCCCGGUUCCACCGGUCCAUCUUCCUGGUGGUAA